GUCUCCAUGGCGGCGGCGGGCCCCGGGUACCGGCGGGAGCGGGCUCUGGCCCUGCGGAGCAGCAGCUCCGCCCUGUACAACAACCUGGCCGUGCUGUUCUCCCCCGCGCGGCCCCCCCGGGCCUUCGGCGCCGUGCACGGCACCACCCUCAGCCUGCUGGCCCCCGAGGGGCCCCCGCGGCAGCUGCCGGCGCGGGGGGGCGGCUCGGCCCUCAGCACCCCCCUGCUCACACAGGCCGCCUGGUGUGAGCUGCCAGCCCGGGUGCUCCUGGUCCUCACGUCCCAGCGCGGUGUCCAGAUGUACGAGGCCGAUGGCUCCACCCUGGUGUUCUGGCACGCGCUGGACGUCCCAGAGCACCCGGCAGCACAUUCCGUGUUUGCCCGAGGCAUCUCCACGGCCGGGGAGCGCUUCAUCUGCGUGGGGACGUCCUCCGGGGCUGUGCUGGUAUUCGACAUCCCCCCCAAAGGCACCAACGUGACCCUGAGUGAGGUCCUGGAGCAGCACCGACACCCCAUCACCGACAUCGCGGCCGAGCAGGGCCAGGCCCCGGAGGGAGCUGGGGACCUGGUGACAGCCGAUGACUCUGGGACCCUCUGCCUGUGGAGCACCGGGGAGGAGUUCACCCUGCUCAGAAAGAUCCCGGGAUCUGGCUGCACCUGCUCCUCGGUGACACUGUGGAACGGGAUCGUGGCUGCGGGCUACGGGAACGGGCAGAUCCGGCUGUGGGAGGCAGGGUCGGGGCAGCUCCGUGCCCAGGUGAAUGCCCACGCCCGCUGGAUCUACGCCCUGGACCUGGCACCGCUCACUGGAAAGCUGCUGUCGGGCGCAGAGGAUUCCUUUGUCCACGUCUGGGAGCUCAGCAGGGACCCGGACACGGAUGAUGUCGAGAUCCGGCACUGCCACGCCGAGUGCGUGACGGACACGCAGGUCUGCGGCGCCCGGUUCUGUGACCCCGCCGGGGACACCUUCGCCGUCACCGGCUACGACCUGAGCGAGAUCCUCUGCUACGGCCUGGCCUGAGCCGGCAACGCCGGCAGCACCGGCUCAAUCCGGCACCGCAGGUGAGGGGUGGGCACAGACCCCCUGCAGCUCCGUGGGGAUGUGACGGGGGAGCUGGGCCUGAUCCCCCCGUGCCCAAAGCCCUGCCGAGGGCUGGAGCUGCUCUGGAGCCACCCCAUCGAGGGGAUCCCGAGACACUCCCGUGGCCCCCCCUCCAGGUCCUGGGAUCCUCCCGUGGCCCCCCGCCCUUCCCGGAGGGUGGCGUGGCUGGGAACGGGCUGGCCCAGACGGGCGGAUCCCGGGAAACCUGUGCUACCUGCUGCCCUGCCCCGCCCGGGAGAGCCCCGAGCCUGGCCCAGCCCUGAGCCUGGCCCAGCCCCCGGGGGCAGCUCCCCAGCCCCAAGAACGUGGGGCCACACGGGGACCGGCAUGGGAGGAAGUGGGGGAUCAGUGGGGACGCAGGGAGUCUGGGAGAACACCCCUGUGUGUUCUUGUGCCCCCGUGGGACCUCACACCCCCUUGGAACCCCACAGCCCUGUGGGACCCCAACCUCCUGUAGGACCCCACAGCCCCGUGGGGCGCCCAGCUCCCGUGGGAACCCCCACCCCCAUGGGACCCCGCAGCCCCACAUCCGCUGGCCAGACGUGCAGGGCCCCAGCUGUGCUCCGGGGCUGGAAACAGCAGCAGCUGCAGCAGGACCUCAGGGACGUCCUCAGGUCCCCUUGGUUUCCCCCUGGCUGCCCCUGACCCCCCUGGCGGGCUGCCCUGCCCCAGCCCCCUCGUGGGAGCUGACGUGACCCCAGCCUCUGCUCCCAGGGCCCUGUGAGGCCAUAGUGGGGACACAGAGACAAGGGGGGGCUCAGCCUGGGACAGGCCCUGAGGGGGGAGCCCCCAGCCUGCCCCCCAGCCACUCCUGCCAUGCUGGGGGACGAGCCAUGGACAGGGAUCUGCCCCCUCAAGAAAUGACCUCACCCACAUGUCCCUUUUGUGUCUCCCCCAACCCAUGAGCUGCACCCCCAUGUGUGGGUCAGGCCCCCCUACUCCUGUUCCCAACCCUCAUGUACUUUGUACCCCCCAAUAAAUACACCCCA
Myiozetetes cayanensis is the source of this 2090-nucleotide messenger RNA. It is a transcript of the gene WDR54, whose product is annotated as WD repeat domain 54. Lineage: Eukaryota; Metazoa; Chordata; Aves; Passeriformes; Tyrannidae. The transcript is spliced from 10 exons. Gene Ontology annotation, molecular function: protein binding. The record is from RefSeq and is a predicted model, not a curated record. Bases 7 to 1020 code for a protein of 337 amino acids.